AUGACUCCAAAUUGCCAUACUCGAUCAAACAGUUUGCCAUCUACAUCUCAUCCUCUUACCUCAAGCGUUGAGGUUCAUUUGCAACGGUUGAAGGCCUUGGAAACCAGUAAUUCAUCCUUAUCAGCAUCUUCGAUAUGCAACAACUUGAGCAGCCUCAAAGAUUUGCAUGACCUCCUUAAUGAUUUGAUUCAGCUGCCAUCAAUCCAACAAGCUCUCUUACAUGAACGACGUGACAAAUGGGCAGACGAGGUUUUCAAUGGAUCUCUUGCGUUGCUGGAUGUUUAUGGCACCACUAGAGAUGUUUUGUUGAAUAUGAAGGAAUCUGUUCAAGAACUCCAAUCAUCCCUACGGAGAAAAAGGGAUAUACAAUCUGGCUUGCCACAAGAAAUAGGAGCUUAUACGAUCUCGAGAAAGAAAGCCAAUAAAAUAGUUUUCAAGUGCUUCCAGAAUAUGAAGCACAUUGAGAAAAACUACUCCUCAGCUGCACUCGUAGACACAGACAGCAACCUAGUAACCAUCAUCAGCAUCCUAAAAGAAGUGGAGACAAUCAGUUUUUCAAUUUUGAGUGAAGAACAAGCAGAUUGCCAAGAAGUCGAGAAGAUUGAUGGUGCAUUGUAUGCUUUAACCAUCCAGAAGUCCAGUGGAGAAAUCAAUUUUGUGGCUGAGCAAAAUGUGCUGAAGCAAUUGCAGACUUUGGCACAGGCCAUACAGGAGCUUGAAGAGGGUUUAGAAGCCAUCUUUGGGACAGCCAAGCAUCCACCCUUGACAAAUUCCCAACAUGAUGCUCAGCUUCAAAGCUGUCAGAUUCUUCUUGUUUCCAAAUCCAAUGUCAGCAAGCUGGUGCUAAAGGCUUGGCUUGAACAUCUUCCUCAAGAUUCAAAGUAUUCAUUCAGUGUUGGAACAUUUUCUUGUGCCAAAAAGAAGGCUCCAAAUUGCCAUACACGAUCAAACAGUUUGCCAUUGAGAUCUCAUCCUCUUGCCAUCAGCAUUGAGGAUCAUUUGCACAGGUUAAAGGCCCUGGAAGCAGGCACUUCAUCCUCAUCAGCAUCUUUGAUAUGCAACAACUUGAGCAGCAUCAAAGAUUUGCAUGAACUUCUCAAUGAUUUGAUUCAGCUGCCAUCAAUCCAACAGGUCCUCUUCCAAGAACAACGAGAUAAAUGGACAGAUGAUGUUUUGGAUGGAUCUCUCGCGUUGUUGGAUGUGUAUGGAACCACUAGAGAUGCUUUGCUGCAUAUGAAGGAAUCUGUCCAAGAGCUUGAAUCAUCCCUUCGGAGAAAAAGGGGCACAAAACUUGGUUUGGCAGAUGAAAUUGGGACUUAUAUGAUCUCCAGAAAGAAGGCCAAUAAAAUGGUAUCCAAGCGCAUCCAGAAUUUGGAGAACUUUGAGAAAAACUACUCCUCUUCACUCUUAGAAAAAGACAGUAACUUUGUAGCCAUUAUAAGCAUACUAAGAGAAGUGGAGACAAUCAAUUGCUUGAUCUUGAAGUCCAUAUUAUCUUAUGUGUCUGGUGGGACAAAGGCAAGAUCAAGCAUGAGCAAUUGUGCAUUGGUGGCCAAAUUCAUUAAACCAAAACGAGUUUCCCAUCACAGAGAAGAACAGUCUGAUUGA
Ilex paraguariensis (yerba mate) is the source of this 1608-nucleotide messenger RNA. NCBI's taxonomy places the organism in Eukaryota, Viridiplantae, Streptophyta, Magnoliopsida, Aquifoliales, Aquifoliaceae. The record is from the annotation of a GenBank genome assembly.